Penicillium macrosclerotiorum is the source of this 366-nucleotide messenger RNA. RefSeq names its product mitochondrial 37S ribosomal protein bS6m. Bases 1 to 366 code for a protein of 121 amino acids. Gene Ontology annotation, biological process: translation. The transcript is spliced from 3 exons. Gene Ontology annotation, cellular component: mitochondrial small ribosomal subunit; ribosome. Gene Ontology annotation, molecular function: structural constituent of ribosome; small ribosomal subunit rRNA binding. NCBI's taxonomy places the organism in Eukaryota, Fungi, Ascomycota, Eurotiomycetes, Eurotiales, Aspergillaceae. The record is from RefSeq and is a predicted model, not a curated record.
AUGUUAUAUGAGCUGAUUGCCAUCGUCCGUCCGGGCAGCCUCAACGAGGUUCGCGAAAUUGCCCGCAAUGCCGGAAUUCAGGUCAUCCGCUCCGGCGGUGUUGUCCGCGGUUAUACCAACUGGGGCACUUUCCGUCUACCCAAGGUCACCACCAAGCACCAGGCACGAUACAGCGAAGGACACCACUUCAUCAUGCGUUUUGACUCCUCCGGUCCUGUCCAAGCAUCCGUUCGUCGUACCCUUGGUCUCGAUCCCCGCAUGAUCAACUUCUCCGUCGUCAAGUUGGGGGAUAAGCUCGAAGAGAUCAAGGACGUCGAGGGCAAGGUCGAAUGGAACAAGACCCGCAGCAUCACCGAUUCUAUUUAA